Messenger RNA from Xenopus laevis (African clawed frog), 907 nucleotides. It is a transcript of the gene fgf23.L, whose product is annotated as fibroblast growth factor 23, gene 1 L homeolog. The transcript has 3 exons. NCBI's taxonomy places the organism in Eukaryota, Metazoa, Chordata, Amphibia, Anura, Pipidae. The record is from RefSeq and is a predicted model, not a curated record. Bases 75 to 809 code for a protein of 244 amino acids. Gene Ontology annotation, molecular function: growth factor activity.
ACAGAGCUGAGGGAAUUGAAGGAGGGGGGCAGCAUCCUUUUAAAGACAGAGACAGACUCAGGACCAGACGAAGGAUGGAGCUAAGUUUGAUGCUUUUUGCUCUCAUUUGUUUAGAAGGUAGCAAAUCUCUACCUGUAUCUUCUCCUGUACUCUCUGCCAGCUGGGGCAAAACCGACAGACUGAUACACCUGUACACAGCUACAGAAUGGAACAGCUUCCACCUACAGAUCAAUUAUGACGGACGAGUGGAUGGGACCCCUCGCCAAACUGUUUAUAGCGCAGUGACAAUUAAAUCGGAAGAAGCCGGCUACGUGGUCAUAGCGGGAGUUAAAACUGGACACUACCUGUGCAUGGAUAAAUACGGAAAUAUAUUUGGAUCUCACUACUUUAGUCAGGACAACUGCGUAUUCAAGCACGAAACACUAGAAAAUAAGCAUGACGUCUACUACUCUCCAGAACACGGCUUCUUACUCAGCCUGAAGAAACCCAAGCUCCGCUUUCAGCCAGACAUGGCCCUGCCACCAUAUUCUCAGUUCUUGUCCAUGGAGAACAAAAUCCCCAUAAUCCGUUUCAACACCCCAGAACCAGUCAGGCACACCAGGAGUGUGGAUGACUUCUCUGACCCAAAUCGGAUCAUCACCCCCAGGAAGACCGGUUGGGAUUAUGCAGCUCCAAAUCAUAACCCUUUCCAAGAUGUCUGGUUACCACACCCUAAAGGCCCUGUAAGAAUUAACCAUAAUGAUAUGGUAGACCCCGACGAUCCAGAUGGCAUUGUUAAAUUUAAAGGACAACGCCACUUUAAGAGGUAGCCAUGAAAAGCUAGACUCGGAUCACUAGACUUGAUAUCUGGUUACAAAUCGCUUAAAGCUUAAAUACGGUUCGUAGGCUGCAGUCAAUGAUAUUACAA